Gossypium raimondii (Peruvian cotton) is the source of this 1421-nucleotide messenger RNA. RefSeq names its product dof zinc finger protein DOF2.4. Lineage: Eukaryota; Viridiplantae; Streptophyta; Magnoliopsida; Malvales; Malvaceae. Gene Ontology annotation, molecular function: DNA binding; DNA-binding transcription factor activity. Gene Ontology annotation, biological process: regulation of DNA-templated transcription. The coding region runs from base 165 to 1175 and encodes 336 amino acids. The record is from RefSeq and is a predicted model, not a curated record. The transcript is spliced from 2 exons.
CCCUCCUUUUAAUUUGUUUUUUGCUUCUCUCUUUCAUUUCCACACAUCUCUCUUUUCCCUUUCUCUCUAUCACUAAUCUCUUUGUUAUGUGAUUCUCCACUAUUACUUGUAUCUCACAAAAACGCAACAAGCCUUUACAAAAGGAAAAGAAACAUCACAUAACCAUGGUUUUUACCUCCCUUCCAGCUUAUCUUGAUCCAGCCAACUGGCAACAACAUCCGAAUCAUCCAGCUGGUGAUGGUAGUGGCGCUAACGCUCAUCAGCUCCCUCCUCCUCCUCCACCACCGCCGCUACCAGCUCCUCAACCACAUGGAGGGGGUGGAGCAGGCUCGAUCCGGCCCGGUUCUAUGGCCGAUCGAGCUCGUUUGGCCAACAUACCGAUGCCCGAAGCAGCAUUAAAAUGCCCAAGAUGUGAAUCCACCAACACCAAGUUUUGCUACUUCAACAACUACAGCCUCACUCAACCCCGACACUUUUGCAAAACUUGUAGAAGGUACUGGACUAGAGGAGGUGCCUUGAGAAAUGUUCCGGUCGGAGGUGGAUACCGGAGGAACAAAAGAAGCAAAGGGAGCAGCUCGAAAUCUUCGGCCAGCGGUGACCGACAAACGGCUUCGGGUUCUUCCAGUACAAUUUCUUCAAACAGUACUGGGAACACUGAUAUUUUAGGCCUUGGACAUCAGGUUCGCCCACAGAGAUUCAUGACCCCUUUGCAUCAUCUUACUGAAUUUGGUGGCAGCGAUCAUAUUGGGUUGAAUUAUGGGACCAUGUCAGCUCCACUUGGUGGAAUGAAUGACUUGAGUUUUCAAAUGGGAAGCGCUUUAGCUAGCGGCAGUGGCGGUGCUACUCCCGGCACUUCACUUUUGACUAUGGCUGGUUUGGAUCAGUGGCGGCUACAACAACCCCCACAAUUUCCUUUCCUAAGUGGUUUGGAAUCUUCUCCCGGGAUGUACCAAUUCGAAAGUGGAGGCGGCGGUAUUGAGGCAUCCGGUUAUGGAGGUGAAGCCGGUCAUCAUCAGGUUAGGCCUAAGAUAUCGAGCUCAAUAGCAACCCAAAUGGCUUCGGUGAAAAUGGAAGAUAAUAGUAAUAACAAUAGUAACCAGCAAGAACUGAUGAAUUUGUCAAGGCAGUUUUUGGGGCUUCAAGGAUAUGAUCAUUACUGGGGUGGAACUGCAUAGUUUCACCUCUUCAUCUACAACAAUUAUGAACACAAAUUUACUUACUUUCCAACUCCAAAUGUCAUCAAUAUGAUCAAACACUAGAUUUGGUAGGCGUUUCUUUUUUACUAGAAUUGGUAGGUUUCAAUGUAUGUGUUGGUUUUCCAUAGUGAGUGUAUCGGUUUAUAGAGCUUGUAUCAGGCAUAUACGUACUGAUGAUAAAGUUCUGAGCAAAAUAUAUAUUUGUUUUAGUUCUCUAGUUUCACA